This is a messenger RNA of Harmonia axyridis, 2071 nucleotides long. RefSeq names its product facilitated trehalose transporter Tret1-like. Gene Ontology annotation, biological process: transmembrane transport. The transcript is spliced from 3 exons. Bases 262 to 1635 code for a protein of 457 amino acids. Gene Ontology annotation, molecular function: transmembrane transporter activity. Gene Ontology annotation, cellular component: membrane. NCBI's taxonomy places the organism in Eukaryota, Metazoa, Arthropoda, Insecta, Coleoptera, Coccinellidae. The record is from RefSeq and is a predicted model, not a curated record.
AUCGUUCGAACAUUCACUAUUAUCCAAGUUCAGUUGCUAAGCUUACUCUAUCGAUCGUUCAAUUUUGAUUGCCAAUAUUGCUUAAGCCGACUUAAGUACAUAUCUAACCUCCAAUUCGGGCACUAUGCAUUUUGCAUGUCUUUGGAGUUGAUCUUGCUUACGAAAUAUAUCGCACUGUGCUGACACAACGAUCAAUACAGACAUACCUACCAGAAUGAAUUCCACUGGAUUUCAAUAGUGUUGUGAUACAAAGAAAAAAUAAUGACUAGGGAAAGUUAUUCAAGCCUGUUUAGGGGUACAUCCCCUCAACUAAUAGCUAUGCUAUUCGGAACUCUAAAUGCUCUCUCUGAUGGUAUGCACUUUGGAUGGUCAGCACCUACGGUACCGAAACUUCUGCGAGGAGAAGAAGAAAUAAAGAUUGCACAGAAGGAUGUGGUUUGGCUUGAAGUACUCUACAUGCUUUUUGGUCUGGUAGGCCUUCCUAUAACUAUCUAUUUGGCAGACAAAAUUGGAAGACAGAAGUCGGUUUUAGUAGCUUCAGCAACUAGCCUCGUAGGAUGGUCCUUAAUAGGAUUUGGGGACAAAAUCGUCUACCUCUUCAUAGCAAGAAGUUUAGUAGGCGCAGCAGCAGAUGUAGCCUUCGUCUGUUCACCAAUGUACGUUGCCGAAAUAGCUCACCAAAAAAUACGAGGAUUCCUUGCAGGAACCAUAUACGUAAUGGAACUGGGUGGCAUCCUUUUAGUUUACUGCAUAGCACCUUUUGUAUCUAUCAAAAUUCCUCCUAUGGUAGGAGCCUGCAUUGUUAUAACACAACUCAUAGUGUUUCCAUUCCUCCCUGAAUCACCCUACUACCAUUUGUACAAAGGCAACGAGGAGAAAGCUAAAAGAUCCUUGAGAAGACUCAGAGGAACAGAUGACGUCGAAGAUGAACUCAACGAAAUUUCCGCAGCUAUUAGAAGACAGAAAUCUGAAAGAGGUAGACCCCAAGACCUUGUCAUGGUAAAGAGCAACAGAAAAGCUUUGAUCAUCAUGACGAUCCUAAACGCUGCCCAGCACAUGGUGGGUUACACAGCUAUCUUGAUGAACCUUCACACGAUCCUAGAAGCUGCUGGAGCGAAUUACAUCGAUUCUAACUACGCCGCAUUGGUUUUUGCCGGAGUAAUGUUCUUCGCCUCUAUAGCUUCAAUCCUUUCAGUCGACAAGUUUGGAAGGAAAAUACUCAUGAACAUUUCUACCAUAUUCUCGGGUAUCUGUUUGAUCGUCAUUGCGAUCUACUAUAAUCUCAAGUACAACGAAGUGGAUGUUGAAGCUGUGACUUGGAUUCCUCUGGUUUUCAUAAUGAUUUUCGCAGCCUUCUUCAAAUUUGGCAUCGGUACAGUUCCUAUAGUCAUGACUGCAGAGCUUUUCCCAGCCAGAGUAAAGGCUUUGGGUAUGACGGUCUCAGAUGGUAUCUACGUCAUUUUUGCCAGUAUCUCUAUUUAUAUGUACCAGUAUCUCUACGAACAUUUCGGCUUGCACACAGCGUUUUACACGUUUGGUUGUUUCUCUUUCCUCACGUUUUUCGCUAGUUUAUUUUGGGUGCCAGAAACCAAAGGAAAAACGUUAGAAGAGAUUCAGAUCAUGCUAAAAGAUUGAUGUUUGAUCUGAGAUAAGUAGCAAAAAUCAACUGGAAAAUGUUGUGAUAUGUCUCAUAUUGAAGGCUUAGAAUAGUAUAGGAAAUACUUCCAGUAUUCAAUCGUUAAAUAAAUUUUUUUGUAGGAACAGGAAAGAGUCCAGACAUUAAUUUUAGAUCUUUUUGCCUAGCGAACUCUUUGAUGAAUAUUUUAUUAUAUAAUUUAAGCAUCGAAUAAACUCAAUUGAAUGGAUAUAUAUUCAAUGUCUCAUCAAUAUUUCGUGUUCAUAUUUUGUGAUUUCCUAUAUUUUUUAAAUAUUUUUGAAGUUCUGUGUUUGCUAAAAUAUGUAUAUUUUAUAAUAGUAUAAUGGCAGGAAUCUACAAAUUUGAAUAGUUUUAGUCUAGAUAUCGAUGUACAAACAAAGUGAAAUAAAGAUCAAAUUGUUUUUGUUUUCUAUA